Messenger RNA from Oppiella nova, 919 nucleotides. NCBI's taxonomy places the organism in Eukaryota, Metazoa, Arthropoda, Arachnida, Sarcoptiformes, Oppiidae. The record is from the annotation of a GenBank genome assembly.
UAAUUUUAAAAGUUAAAAGUAAAGUGAAGAGUUGUUAUAAACAAUUAAUAACAUGUCUAAUAAUAUAGAAGUUUUCAAACACUUUGGGAUUGCAUUCCUGGGAAUAUUGUUAAUCAGUUCAAUCAAUAGGAUUGAAGAGUUAUUAUCCGGUGUUGGAUACUAUUGUGUAGUUUUGUGGCUUUCGUGGCAAUUGACAAAACUUUAUCAAACUUUUAAUACAAAUGUUGAAAGAGUGGAGUCUGACCGCAAAGCUAUUCUUAUAACAGGAUGUGACACUGGAUUUGGAAAUCUGCUGGCUCAACAGUUGGACUCAAAAGGGUUUACCGUAUUUGCCUCGUGUUUGGACCCGGAGUCAAAGGGAGCUCAAGAUUUACUUAAUACAUGUUCAAAGCGUCUGAAAGUUUUAAAACUCGAUGUCACCAAAGAUGAAGACGUGAAAGAAGCGGUAGAUUUUGUCAGAAAUAAUCUCCAAACCAAUAAACUUUGGUCUAUUGUGAACAAUGCGGGGAUAUUACACUUUCUGCCCGUAGAGUGGGGUCGAGAGGGCGUCGAUAUAUUCAAGAGACAGAUGGAUGUGAACAGUAUGGGUCAGGUGAGGGUCACCAAAGCAUUUCUGCCUCUACUUAGAAAAACCAGAAACAGUCGGAUAGUGAACGUCGAAAGUUUGGCCGGUCGGAUAGCAAUGCCGGGCAUCAGUUCCUACGCGAUGUCAAAGUUCGCGGUCCGAGCCUUCAGUGAGAGUCUGAGGAAUGAAGUGAAACAGUUUGACAUCAAUGUUGUGGUGAUUGAGCCAUCGAAGUCAAAGGGACUGCAAGUCAUACCGCAUGCAAUCUUCUCGGCGGCCAUCGCUGUGUUUCCCAAACAAUCCCUUAUUGUCGAGAACUUGAAGGCAGCGAUUAUCUCAUCGGAGGAAAGCUGA